GUAAAGAAAGUUUGAACUAAUUUAUGAAUAAAAAACUAUUGGGUUGUACAAGAUCAAGCAUAUUUCGGAAUGUAAUCAAAUCAAUAGCCUGUUAUAAAUGAGACUCACGAAUGAAAUUGUGAAGGUAAAGAAAAAAAGAGUUUUCUCACAGCUAGUUACAUAUGAACAAUUAGUCGAGGAAUCAGCGCCAAUCAAUCCUAAUUUCACUUAAUUUCUCAAUGACCAUCAAAAGAUUGAGGUGAUUGUGAUUUUUUUGAAAUGAAUAUGGUGCGCAUCCGACAGAAACGAACAUUUUAGAGCAUAAUUAACGAUAAAUAAAAAAAACAAAACAAAGGUUAGCCAAAAAGAAGCAGACAAUGAGAAUGACUGUAAUGUAAGAGAAGACGCGAAACAAUUGAAAAAAUGACAAUCAAAUUGUAACCAUGUGACCUGGAUGGAUUAUACAAUUAGUAAAACAACAAGUGUUAUGUUAAGUGACCUGAAUGGCGAUACCAAUAAAAUGCGUCUACAAUCAGUGUUGGAGUACUAGUUGAGAAAACAGUUGAGAUAGAUGAGCAUGAGGUUUACAUUAGCAGUUUGUUGCAUUUUGAAUCUACACCUAACAAGCUACAAGGUUUCUGCUGGUUAUAGUGAUGCUGUCUUAAAUGGCCCUCUGCCGAAGAUAGAAGGUGAUUUCGGUGAUGAAGGUGAUGGUUCCAGUGGAUCAAGUAAGGACAAGAAACGUGAUUUUGGUGAUGGUUCCAAUGGACAGUAUUCAACGUCUUCACACAACACCUAUGGAGGCUCAAGUAACCACCGAGAUGUACAGGAAAAAGAGAAUCGUCUGGCUCAUCAGAAAAGAUCCAAGUUAGCUGGAGGUGAAGGACAGGUGGUAUUUGGCCGAAAAAGACAUGGACGUUAUGAAUUUGAGGAUGGUGAAAGGUAUGAAGAGUCUGGAGAAACUGGAAAUGGUCGGGAACGAGCUUGGUAUUUUGGUAAGCAGGAUAAACCCAGUAAAGGUAAUGAUGACGCUGAAGACGAUGGUGAUCAUUACUCUUCAAGUAACCAAGAUAGUCGGGAACAUCAGCGACACCAGAUUAAUGAUUAUGCUCAUCGGCGUAGGAAAAAUUAUACCCAACUUCAGAGGAGCAAAAAAGCAAUAGGAAAUUCUAGAGUCAACAUUGGUGACAUGAGUCGCUUCCGAAAGAUCCAUAAGAAACAUUUUGGUGGCGGUGAAGAGGAACAUGAAUCAGAAGUUAAAAGGCCUGAGAAGAGCAGAUUCAGCCAAAAGCACCAAAACAAUGGAAGAGUAAAAAAAUUGAAACUCGAAAAUGAUGAUGAAUCGUACGAUGAUCAAGAAGAUUAAUAUUACUCGUUCAGCAAACCAUCAUUUACAAGAUAAUUUUAUUUAAUCUAAAAUGAAUCAUUUUUAGUCUAUUUAAAUUUCCAUUACUGAAAAAAUGAGCAAAAAUUCGGAUGAAUACAAACAAACGGGUUUUUAUAUUUAUAUUUGUAAAAAAUAGUAUCUGAUAAUUUAUUAAUUUGUAAAUUAUUAUGCUUUGAAGUCUCUUAAAUAAAGAAAAAUAAAAU
This is a messenger RNA of Tetranychus urticae (two-spotted spider mite), 1569 nucleotides long. RefSeq lists its product as uncharacterized. The record is from RefSeq and is a predicted model, not a curated record. NCBI's taxonomy places the organism in Eukaryota, Metazoa, Arthropoda, Arachnida, Trombidiformes, Tetranychidae.